Carassius carassius (crucian carp) is the source of this 1848-nucleotide messenger RNA. RefSeq names its product F-box protein 7 (gene fbxo7). Gene Ontology annotation, molecular function: protein kinase binding. The transcript has 9 exons. The record is from RefSeq and is a predicted model, not a curated record. NCBI's taxonomy places the organism in Eukaryota, Metazoa, Chordata, Actinopteri, Cypriniformes, Cyprinidae. Gene Ontology annotation, biological process: autophagy of mitochondrion; positive regulation of autophagy of mitochondrion. Bases 252 to 1631 code for a protein of 459 amino acids.
UAGUUUUGUUCCUGUUCUAUUUAAUGUAUACACAUUCAAGCACAGGCUUUUCCUGGUUAAUUUGCAGUGGCCUAAUAACACUGGACUAAAUGCACUAACUGGCGCUGAAAUACUGCUUUAUAGCCCCGCUGUUAAGUAAAGGUAAAUUAUUAUCAAAGAUGAUGUUUACGGAGUCUCAGUGACGUCACGUGAUCCUCAGGCGGCGAAAUGAAAGUGAAUGUGAGCUCGCGUCUGCUUUGCUUCAAUGCAGAAUGAAACUCAGGGUGAGAAUCAACAAACAGAGCAGCAGACUGGAGCUGGACGGAGCAGAACCGACGCUGUCCGAGCUCCGAGCCCGGGUCAGAGACGCACUGCUGCCUCGGUGCGGACUGGGGUCUGACGUGGAGUUCAGUCUGUCUCUGAACGGUAAGGAGGUUCUGCUGGACACAGGACAGACGCUCUCCUCGUGCGGGGUUGUUUCUGGUGAUAUGAUCACUGUGAUUUUGCCUGAGCAGAUACAAACUGCCCCAGAAGCCCCGAGCGGGGCAGGAGGCGCAGCCGCGUCCAGUGAGGAGGUGAGCUCGGACAGCAGCGGUGUGAGGGAUUCUGGGAUGGAGGACUGGAUGGAGGAUGAGGAGGGUGUGUCUCCUCCGCUGCUGUGCUGUGAGACGGAGGAUGGAGUGAUUCCUCACGCUCUAGAGCGACUGCUGGACUCGUCCAGCUGCAGAAACACGUCCGACUGUCUGAUGCUGACAGUGCAUCUGCUGCUGCUGGAGACCGGCUUCCUGCCGCAGGGUUGUAAUGUGAACUCAGGUGAGAUGCCGAUUGGCUGGCGGGCUGCAGGGGGCGUGUACAGACUUCAGUAUGCCCACCCACUUCUGGAGAACAGCCUUGUGUCAGCGGUUGCCGUGCCGAUGGGCCAAACGCUCGUCAUCAAUGCUGUUCUUAAGAUGGAGAAGUCUAUGGAGAAUUCACGCAAGCUGGUGCUGAAACCAGAUGAUUAUGUGACUGCUGACUGGGCAGGUGGCUGCGCAGGUGUGGUCUACACAGACUUGCGCAGACUGUCGCGUCUCUUUAAAGAUCAGCUGGUGUAUCCGCUGAUGGCCACCGCCAGACAGGCGCUGGGUCUGCCGGCUCUCUUCGGUCUGGCUGUUCUUCCUCCCGAGCUGCUGUUGCGUGUGCUGCGGCUGCUGGACGUCGUCUCUCUCGUCUCGCUGUCGGCCGUGUGCCGAGACCUGAACAUCGCUACCCAUGAUCCUUCACUCUGGAGACACCUGCUGCACAGAGACUUCAGGGUGUGUUUUUCUGCAGGAAAUCAACAGCGAAACACUGACUGGAAGGAGCUUUACAAAAAGAAGUACAAGCAGAGGAAGGAGAAUGAGCGCAGGGGCAGAUGCCGCUUUUACCCGCCUCACGUGCCUCCGAUUUUCCCGUUCAGCCCCGUCCCAUCUUCUCCGCUUCCUUUUCCUCUCUAUCCUCCCGGCAUCAUCGGCGGAGAUUACGACCAGGCGCCCGUCAUCCUGCCCCGCCCACGCUUCGACCCCAUUGGCCCGCUCCCGGGUCAUCUGCCAGGAUUGGGCAUUCCCAUUGGCCGACGGAGCCUGAGGCCGGGAGGAAGUCGACUGGCGGAUGUCAGGAGAGGAUUCAUCUGAACACUUUAAAUGCUUAUUUUUCCAAAAGGGGAGAGGUCCAAUUAUUUUGAUGGUCCGAUUUUUUGGUUCUUCACGAAUUAAACAUUCCUGUGACAUUCAGAGCGACAAACACGACGCAAAGAUUAAUUACCCCGAAACAUUACAGAUGAUGCAUUUUAGAGCAAGAUGUGUUUAAUGCAUAAACAACAUUCAAUAAAAAGUUCAGAAUGAUCUUGAA